AUGGCACCAUCGAGGGGCAGGCACACCGCUCAAGCAGCUCACGUCGACGAGCACGAAGACGUCGCCCUGAACCAACAGUCAAACUCGGCACUAGUUUCCGCAAGGCGAAACUUCAACUAUCUAAUCUCACCGACCAACGCCGAAAGGCCCACCCGUUUGCGCACGCGAGCACUACUGCGCACGGUGCGCUAUGUCGGACAAUUCAUCAUCUGGCGUCUUGUCCGCUGGGCAAAGUAUAUCGCUGUAGGGUCAAUUGUGGCGGCCGUAGGAGCUACUGCCAUUGGGGGGGCAAUCAGCGGAGUGGCGUGGGUGGUUGCUCCGCCGUCAAUAGGAGCGGGCAUCGUUGCCGCCGGGAUAUGGGGUGUGGGCCGGUUUGCGGCGAGAAGAUUGCAUGCGAGGUGGAAGAAGGGCGGUGGUGAUGUGGGCGCGGAGGUUAGAGAGAGGGCGGAGGAUCAGGGCAGUGAGCUUCGGAUGGAGGGGAGCUAUGGGAUGGAUCUUGGGCCAAGAGCUGUUCCAUGGUGA
Molecule: messenger RNA, 522 nt
Organism: Cladophialophora yegresii CBS 114405
Lineage: Eukaryota; Fungi; Ascomycota; Eurotiomycetes; Chaetothyriales; Herpotrichiellaceae
Exons: 1
Coding region: 1-522 (173 amino acids)
Source: RefSeq, a predicted model, not a curated record